Tetrahymena thermophila SB210 is the source of this 1509-nucleotide messenger RNA. RefSeq names its product H-type lectin domain protein. Gene Ontology annotation, biological process: cell adhesion. Gene Ontology annotation, molecular function: carbohydrate binding. NCBI's taxonomy places the organism in Eukaryota, Ciliophora, Oligohymenophorea, Hymenostomatida, Tetrahymenidae. The record is from RefSeq and is a predicted model, not a curated record. The transcript has 3 exons.
AUGAAGCUAAAAACAUAUUCGCUAUUGCUGUUUUAUUUUAUUUUUAGUAUUUUAGUCUAAAACACUGUGUAAUAACAAAAUAUUACUCAAUCAGACAGAAUUUUCAUAAAAUAAGAAUAGUAAGUAUGGUAGAAAACUUAAAUUAAUCCAUAUAAAUAUUAAGAUUUUAGUGUGGAUCUUUCUUUUGGAAAAUUCUAAAAAACACCUAAAGUGGUUUAUGGUUUGACAGUUUAUAAUAGUGAUUAUUCUAGCAAUUAAGGGUUUCUAUUAUAGACAAAUUCUGUAAAUUAAACAUCUUUAAGCUAUCGUUUGCAAUCUGAAGGUUGUACUUUGGUGUAAUUAGGUUUUAAUAUUCUGGCUAUCGAUGACCCUAAUGUUGAAGUAUAAUAAAAAAUAUUAUAAUCUGGAGUAACUACUAUAAUUAAUGGAACAUAAAGUAUUUAACAAAUUGCAGGAUUUAUAUACGGUUUUUAAGGAAACAGCUAGGAUUAGUUGGUUUUAAAGUAUUCUCUAACUAAAAUUGAUAGUAUGAGCUAUAAAAUAUAAUUUAGCAAUUAAAAUAUUUAAACUGUUUAUAUGAAUUUCCUUAUUAUCUAUCAAAAUUCUUCGCCUGAUAUAUUCUAAUAGCUAUAUGCAUACUAAUCAACUUUUGAUUCUUAAAGUCAUUAUCUUGGUGGUAGUGAUACUUAAGUAUGGACAUCUAGUACUUUUAUUGACUAUUCAUAAAUAUUUUUUGGAUUAAAAGACUUUGGUUUAACCUCUGGUGGUUGUAUUUUAUGUGAUUAUUAUUUUGGUGUAAAAAUAUAGAGUUUAUAAAAUCAAAUUCCUGAGGCUUAAAAUAAGCAAGUUCAACUCUAAUAUUUUUCUUGUUGCGUCAAAUCUUGCAAUACAAUAGAUCAUCAUUAUAAUACAAAUCCAUCAAAUACUCAUACUUUAUACUCAACAACUAUAUCUUACUGCUAACAAUGUGACCCUAAUUGCUAUGGAUGCUAAGAUGGUAAUCCUAGUUCUUGCACAGACUGUUAUAAUAAUUAAUAUCUUAAUCCAAAUACUAAUUCUUGCGAUUAAACCCCACCUCCUAAUACUUUUUGUUAAAUUACAAUAAUUUAAGAUUAAAGCUAUUAUAACUGUUAAAAAUGCGAUUCUACUUGUUAAUAGUGUAGUGCAGCUGCAGAUCCUAAUUCUUGUCUUUCUUGUGACACAACUUCUUAAAAUAAAUAUUUUUAUAAUAAUAAAUGUUAUAAUUCAUAGCCAGAUUAAACAUUUUGUGAUUCUAACUUUAUUUGCUAAACAUGUGAUUAAACUUGUGGUUAAUGUUAAGCACCUGGAAACGCUAAUUCAUGCACAUCCUGUAAUAAAUUUGCUAUGAAUAAUAACCAAAAUAAACUUACUGUUAAAAGUAACAAUCAUAUUAUUCUUGUUAAGAUUGCUUUAAAAACUGUUAAUCUUGUAGUGGAGUUUUAGAAACGAAUUGCAUUUAAUGUUUAAGUAAUUACUACUUUUUAAUGA